This is a messenger RNA of Panicum hallii, 515 nucleotides long. Its product is annotated as mitochondrial import receptor subunit TOM5 homolog. Gene Ontology annotation, cellular component: mitochondrion; mitochondrial outer membrane translocase complex. The record is from RefSeq and is a predicted model, not a curated record. Bases 88 to 246 code for a protein of 52 amino acids. NCBI's taxonomy places the organism in Eukaryota, Viridiplantae, Streptophyta, Magnoliopsida, Poales, Poaceae. The transcript has 2 exons.
GAAAAGAGGCCGAGGAGGAGAGGGAGAGAGAGAGAGGCUGUGGAAGCGAAACCCUAACCCCUCGAGGAAGGCGAUCCGACCGGGGAGAUGGCGGCGUCGGCGGUGGAGAAGCUCAAGGCCCUCUGGGACUCGCAGGUCAACGACGAGGAGCAGUGGGCGCUCAACUAUAAGCUGCUAAAGGCUGCGGGUCUGUUUGCGGGAUCCAUCUUCCUGAUGCGCAACUUUGGUGAUCUGAUGGCCAUUUAAACAGGCUUAUAUAGUUUAGAGGCAUAGUGGUUUGGCAUCCAAUUGCCUUAUGGAGUUAUUGUACUUGGAUUCUUUGAGUUUAGUUUGAUGUUCCGAGAAAUCCUGAUACUCGUAUGAAGGUUAUUUUGGUCUAAAAGGAAGUGUGCAUCUGGGUAAAGCUAGUUUUUGCUAGUUCAGUUUUGUUUUGUUUAAUACGUCGAUAGCAGGCAUAUUUUGUUACUAGUAUUAUGAGCACAAUGGGAAUAUGCUUACUAAUUGGCUCACUAAAA